Molecule: messenger RNA, 1377 nt
Organism: Lichtheimia ornata
Lineage: Eukaryota; Fungi; Mucoromycota; Mucoromycetes; Mucorales; Lichtheimiaceae
Exons: 6
Coding region: 1-1377 (458 amino acids)
Biological process (GO): polysaccharide metabolic process
Cellular component (GO): fungal-type vacuole
Molecular function (GO): glucan 1,4-alpha-glucosidase activity
Source: RefSeq, a predicted model, not a curated record
AUGAAAAGCCUUUUCUCUACAGCAGCUCUGCUUUUGGUCUCACUGGUGAAUGUCAGCCAAGGUGUGCCAACUCUCUUUGCUCGUCAAUCAAGUGACGACCUUGGAUCAUGGAUCGAUGGUGAAACCACCUACAGCGAGAAGGCAUUGUUGGCCAACAUCAAUCCUGAAGGAGCAGUAAAAGGUUUCGUUGCCGCAUCUCCUUCCACAUCCAACCCUGAUUACUUUUAUUGCUGGACGCGUGAUGCAGCAUUGGUGAUGCGUGCUGUGGUGCACAAUUACAACACCGAGCCUUCCGAUGACUUGGCCACUAUCAUGCAAGAUUAUGUCGGCUUCCAAAUCAAUUCCAUGAACGAAGAUACCGUUUGCGAUUGCUUGGGUGAGCCAAAGUUCAACAAGGAUGGAUCCAGUUACACCGGAGCCUGGGGUCGUCCUCAAAAUGAUGGUCCUGCUGAACGUGCCAGUACCUUCAUCCAAAUUGCUGAAGCACUCAAGGACAAUAGUAGCUUUGUUGAUGAUACUCUCAAGCCUGCCAUUCAACGUGAUCUCGACUAUGUCUCAAGCCUUUGGUCGGAGACAUGUUUCGACCUUUGGGAGGAAGUCCAAGGCCUUCACUUUUUCACGUUGAUGGUAAUGCGUCGUGCACUUAACGAUGGUGCAAAGUUCCUUGGUAACGAUAGCUACGCGACCACCGCCAGUGAUAUUGAAUCCAAGCUCAAGUCAUUCUAUUCCUCGGAUGAUGGCUAUAUCAAGGUGACCGAUCAACUUGCUGGUGGUGUUGACUAUAAGGACUCUGGUUUGGAUACAUCCACUUUGAUCGCUGCCAAUGUUGCUAGCUUGGGUGAUGGAUUCUUUACUCCCGCUUCUGACGAGAUCCUUGCUACUUCUCUUGCGAUCAAAAAGAGCUUUGCAAGCUUGUAUGGUAUCAACAAGGACUCCAACUCAUCCAGCAUCUCCCCUGCCAUUGGUCGUUAUCCCGAGGACAAGUACGAUGGUGUAGGUACUUCUGAAGGCAACCCCUGGUAUUUGUGCACACUCGCAUUUGCCGAACUCUAUUACCGUGCUAUUGGCGAGUGGAAGGAUGCCGGCUCUAUCAAGGUGACUGAUACCAGUGCCGAGUUUUUCAAGCAAUUUGAUGAUGCUGCUGCAUCUGGUACUACCUACAAGAGCGGUACAGACGAAUUCGAUAAUAUCAUCAAGGCAGUGACAGCAGAGGCCGACUCUUAUUUUGCACGUGUUCAAAAGCAAACAUCCGAUGGCUCUCUUAGUGAACAAUACAACCGUGAUUCGGGUGAACCUACAGGUGCCAAGGACUUGACUUGGUCCUAUGCUGCAUUCAUCACUGCUUCAGCUGCUCAUAGUGGCAAGCCUGUUGCUUAG